AUUCUCACCGAAUAUCAAUUUUUAUUCAUUCCAGAGUCUCUCGAACUAUGGAAAAACAACUAAAAGCUAUGUCCGUCUCGGACAAACCUGCUGCCCCAGCUGCCCAAAAGCUUGGUACCGCUCCGCUCGCUGCAAAAAAGACGAGAAAUGAGGAGUGGGGAACCAAGGUCAAUAUCGAUACCAACAUUCGCAAAUUGACGAUCAAACCGAAUCAGCCAAUUUACAAGUACGCUGUGCAAGUGAACUACGUCUUCCGGAAACCUGAUGGAACUGAGGCGACAAUCGAAAUGUCCAAAUCAGCCAAAAAGGGAACGGAGCACGACAACGACAAAACACGCUGCCAGAACGUUUACAAUGAGGCGAUCAAGCGUUACGAUGAGCUGAAAACCGGAGGACCGUUUUUCUACGAUCGUCAAGCCUCUUUGUACACUCUGACCAAAUUGAAGAAUGAGAGCAUCUCUUUCGUUGUUACUGACAAGAUUUGCAAGCGACAAAACUUCAAAGAGGCACAGUUUGUUCUCAAAAAGGUGGAUCAAUCGUUCCAGUCAACAUCGAAUGACGUCAUCAAGACAACCAACUCGUGCCCAGCCAAUGCCGACAAAACUUUGCUUGAGGCAAUGAACAUCAUUGUCUCGGGACCAGCGUUCGAAAACAAAAAUGUUAUCACCGUUGGAGCAUGCGUUCAUUACCUCAUCGACCCAACUGGAGUCGACGUCGCGUACAAGGAAUACCCUGAAGGACAACUCUACUCAGGAGUUGGUGUUUCAAAGUCGGUGAAGACAUUGGAAGGAACGGACAAGAAAGUUCCAUCACUCUUCAUGACAACUGAAAUGAAGACAACAUUGUUCCAUCCGGAUUAUGCCCCACUUGUGGAACUUUUGCAAACGUUCAGAGGUUUCAGCACAACUCUCAAAGCGAAUUCUCCAGCCGCGCAGAGAAUUGAGAAAGCCUUUGUUGGACUGGAUGUUGUCUUGAAUUACGGUGUGCACAAGGGUCUCGGAGAGGAUGGUGUCGUUAUGAAGAUCCGUCGAUUCCACACGUCAGCUAAGGAGACAUGUUUUGAAGUUGAGAAGUCAACUCGUGAAUUCACGAACGUCUUUGACUACUUCAAAAAGAAGUAUGGAAUCACUUUGAAGUAUCCCGAUUUAUUCACCAUUGAAGCGAAAGGGAAACAAGGAAAAAUUCAUUUCCCUGCGGAAGUUCUCCUUCUCUGUCCGAACCAGACGGUCACGAAUGAUCAAAUGAUCAACAAUGAGCAGGCGGACAUGAUUAAGAUGUCAGCCGCACAACCACAUAUCAGAAAGACGACAACUGAUACUAUCGUGAGAAACGUCGGAUUGGCUUCCAACAAUAUCUAUGGCUUCAUCAAAGUUGAAGACCCAGUCAACCUUGAAGGAAUGGUUCUUCCAAAACCUAAGAUUGCGUUUGCCGGUAACCGACUCGCUGAUUUGGCAAAUCCGAAGUCUAGAUUCCCCACCGACUUCAAUCGUGCUGGACAAUAUUACGAUGCCAAGGAAUUGACGAAAUGGGAACUGGUCUUUGUUCAAAACGAAGAAGUCCAAGGACUUGCUAAGCAGCUCGCCGAUGAAAUGGUGAAUAAUGGUAUGAAAUGCAGCAACCCAACGAUGAGUUUCAUCAUUAGAGGUGAUUUGGAACCAAUCUUCAAGAAAGCGAAGGCUGCUGGAACGCAACUUCUCUUCUUCGUUGUCAAAUCUCGUUACAACUAUCAUCAGCAAAUCAAGGCGUUGGAGCAAAAGUAUGACGUGCUCACUCAGGAGAUUCGCGCUGAAACCGCCGAGAAAGUCUUCCGUCAACCACAAACUCGUCUUAACAUUAUCAAUAAGACGAACAUGAAACUCGGAGGACUGAACUAUGCUAUUGGGAGUGAAGCGUUCAACAAGCCAAAUAGAUUGAUCGUUGGAUUUGUUACUUCUCAACGAGUUGGUGGAAAUCCAGAUUAUCCAAUAUCAGUUGGAUUUGCUGCAAAUAUGCUCAAGCAUCAUCAAAAGUUUGCUGGUGGAUACGUGUAUGUUCAUCGCGAUAGGGAUGUUUUCGGAUCCAUCAUCAAGGAUACUCUCUUGACAAUCUUCAAAACAUGCACUGAGCAGCGCGGAAGACCAGAUGAUAUCCUUUUGUAUUUCAAUGGAGUUUCCGAAGGUCAAUUCUCAAUGAUCAACGAGGAAUUCAGUGCCCGAGUGAAGGAGGCGUGCAUGGCAUUCCAAAAGGAGGGAACCCCGCCAUUCAGACCACACAUCACCAUCAUCGCCUCAUCAAAGGCUCACAACGAGCGUCUGUACAAAUCCGACAAGGGACGUAUUGUUAAUUUGGAGCCGGGUACGGUCGUGGACCAUACCAUUGUGAGCAAUGUCUACACUGAGUGGUAUCAUGCCUCAGCUGUUGCUCGCCAAGGAACUGCAAAGGCUACCAAGUUCACUCUCAUCUUCACCACUAAAGCAGGCCCACAAGCUGAGCCAUUGUGGCAUCUCGAGCAAUUGACCAAUGAUCUUUGCUACGAUCAUCAGAUUGUCUUCCAUCCGGUCGGACUUCCCGUCCCACUGUACAUUGCUGAUCGUUACAGUCAACGUGGAGCAAUGGUUCUUGCCGCCAAUCAAGGUCCAAUCUACAAUGAAGGACAAAUCGAUCUCGCGGCUACCAACAGUGCAUAUGGCUACGGAGAGAAGAAGCUCUUCACCACUCGUUUCAAUGCAUAAUUAUCUGUACUCCUCCGUUUCUUUUACUUGGCUGUAUAAUGUUUUAUUUCCGUCAACCCAGAAUACUUUCGCUAUGAUUGUAUAUUUUUUAGCAUUUGGUCAUUGUAAUUUGUAAUUAUUGUCGGAAUGGAUAAAAUGAUUUAAGAAUCAAAUGCAUCGCUUCUUGGACAAUUCCUGUU
Molecule: messenger RNA, 2890 nt
Organism: Caenorhabditis elegans
Lineage: Eukaryota; Metazoa; Nematoda; Chromadorea; Rhabditida; Rhabditidae
Gene: sago-2
Product: Piwi domain-containing protein
Exons: 10
Coding region: 48-2711 (887 amino acids)
Molecular function (GO): nucleic acid binding; RNA binding
Source: RefSeq, marked reviewed